Molecule: messenger RNA, 1914 nt
Organism: Pelobates fuscus (common spadefoot toad)
Lineage: Eukaryota; Metazoa; Chordata; Amphibia; Anura; Pelobatidae
Gene: GHSR
Product: growth hormone secretagogue receptor
Exons: 2
Coding region: 525-1604 (359 amino acids)
Biological process (GO): G protein-coupled receptor signaling pathway; hormone-mediated signaling pathway
Cellular component (GO): plasma membrane
Molecular function (GO): growth hormone secretagogue receptor activity
Source: RefSeq, a predicted model, not a curated record
CAGAGAUGAACUGUCUCCUCUCACAGAGUUUACCAUCUUUAGAUGUCCAUCAGCAGUCAGAAUUUUUGCUCAUUUGUGAUUUUAUGAAGUGACUCUAAUUCCAACCUUCAGCAUGGGCUAGCUGAACAGUAAACUAUGGAUUAAGAAACUGCAAUCCAAUGAAUUAUUUACUUGGAUCUCACUUCAAACUUAAACAACUAAACUACAUUUCCCAAAUGCAUUUUAUCCAUGAGAGAUUUUCUUGCAUUGAACAUGGACCUUACGGUCCUAGGACUUUUUAUCCUUUGGUGAAACUGGUAUUAUGGGACAAAAUGUGUGGAGACAAUGGUGGUGACUAGCUAGAAUUUGUAACGAGAAAUGUCAGCUUACAACUAAGCCUCCUGGGUGUUCAUUUGAUUCAUUGUCGAGUAACUCUUUUCAAUUACAGAUGAAGACGUACCAUUUUGAGGAUUCUUAAGAACCUUUGAUAGUCAAGUGAGCAGAAGACUAUCACAGUAUACGCUAUGGAGAAGUAAAGAAAGAACAUGUUCAAUGAGACUUAUUCAGAUGAUUCCAGUAUGGAUUACUAUUAUUAUAACUACAAUAAUUCCUUCUCUGAAGAACCACUUUAUCUCUUUCCUGUAAAAGUGCUAACAGGGAUAACCGUCACAUGCGUCCUUCUGUUUGUCAUAGGGAUACUUGGAAACAUAAUGACUAUGCUAGUUGUGUCAAAAUACAAGGAUAUGAGGACUACCACCAACUUGUAUUUGUCUAGCAUGGCUUUCUCAGACCUCCUGAUUUUUCUCUGCAUGCCACUUGACCUAUAUAGGCUCUGGCAGUAUAGACCCUGGAAUUUUGGGAGCCUCCUCUGCAAACUCUUCCAGUUUAUUAGUGAGUGUUGUACAUAUUCUACAAUCCUAAAUAUCACUGCACUGAGUGUGGAGAGGUACUUUGCAAUAUGUUUCCCUUUGAAAGCCAAGGUUGUCAUCACUAAAGGGAGAGUGAGAAUGGUCAUCUUUGUCCUUUGGGUAGUAUCGUUUGUAAGUGCAGGACCCAUCUUUGUCCUGGUUGGGGUUGAACAUGAGAAUGGGACAAACCCUCUUGACACAAAUGAAUGCAAGGCUACAGAGUAUGCCAUCAAGUCUGGGCUCCUCAAUAUCAUGGUGUGGACCUCUAGUGUAUUCUUCUUUCUGCCUGUGUUUUGUCUCACGGUCCUGUACAGCCUGAUCGGCAGAAAACUCUGGAGAAGAAAGAGAGAUGCUAUGGGGCCAAGUCUGUCUCACCGAGACAAGAAUAACAAACAGACUAUAAAAAUGCUAGCCGUGGUUGUGUUUGCCUUCAUUCUUUGCUGGUUGCCCUUUCAUGUAGCACGCUACUUGUUUUCCAAAUCGUUUGAAGCUGGUUCCUUGGAAAUUGCUGUGAUCAGUCAGUAUUGUAACCUGGUCUCUUUUGUGCUGUUCUAUCUAAGUGCUGCCAUCAAUCCGAUCCUAUACAACAUUAUGUCGAAAAAAUAUCGCGUAGCUGCUUGCAGGCUUUUCAGACUGAGGAAUAAUUCACGAAAAGCCCCUUAUACAACAAAUGAUGAAAGUUCUCCUGCUUGGACAGAGUCCAAUAUUAGCACGUGACAAGAACAAUCUCCAUACGGGAAAUGUGGUCAAAUGUUCACAGGUCGACAAAGAAUUCAUACCGCACCAGAAAACAUUGCCAAAACCAAUGAGUGGACGCUUAAUUUGCACAGGCACUAAAUACACAGGGUUAAUCACUAAAGUGAGAAUUCAAAAUUAUAAAAGAUAGCGGUUCUGCUAUCUCACCCUUAGUUGUUAAAUAUAAUUUUUAAUUUAUUCUGAAGUCUCACUUUAGAUAAUAGUGGUAAUGUUUGAACUCAGGAUUUGAAUAAAAAAAAAAAAGAAUGUUUGAGUGAAUGUUCCUGUGUGA